Messenger RNA from Papaver somniferum (opium poppy), 1291 nucleotides. RefSeq names its product PHD finger protein ALFIN-LIKE 4-like. The record is from RefSeq and is a predicted model, not a curated record. Gene Ontology annotation, cellular component: nucleus. NCBI's taxonomy places the organism in Eukaryota, Viridiplantae, Streptophyta, Magnoliopsida, Ranunculales, Papaveraceae. Gene Ontology annotation, biological process: regulation of DNA-templated transcription. Gene Ontology annotation, molecular function: transcription coregulator activity; histone binding; transcription cis-regulatory region binding. Bases 164 to 928 code for a protein of 254 amino acids. The transcript is spliced from 5 exons.
UCCUUCCUCAUUAGUGUUGGUGGCUGUCAAAACAAGGGUUUCUCUCCAGAAUCCGGAUUCCGGUUUCUCACUUGCCGGAAUUUCAUCUCCGUUGUUCUGAAAAGUAGUAGUGGUAAUUUGGUUGUCAGGUAAUUGACUUUUCGGAAUUUUGAAGAGAGAAGAGAUGGAUGGAAAUGGAGGACAGUAUAAUCCAAGAACAGUAGAAGAAGUUUUUAGAGAUUUUAAAGGUAGAAGAGCUGGGAUGAUUAAAGCUCUUACUUCUGAUGUGGAAGAAUUUUUCACGCAGUGCGAUCCUGAAAAGGAAAACUUGUGCUUGUAUGGGUUUCCAAGCGAGCAGUGGGAGGUCAAUUUACCUGCUGAAGAAGUCCCCCCAGAACUCCCAGAACCUGCAUUAGGCAUUAACUUUGCUAGGGACGGUAUGCAAGAAAAAGACUGGAUAGCUUUGGUUGCAGUGCACAGUGAUGCAUGGCUUCUUGCUGUUGCUUUCUAUUUCGGGGCCAGAUUUGGAUUUGACAAAAACGAGAGGAAGCGUUUAUUUAGCAUGAUGAAUGAUCUCCCAACAAUAUUUGAAGUUGUUACUGGAGCUGUAAAGAAACAAGUAAAGGAGAAAUCUUCAAUUUCAAAUCACAGCAGCAACAAAUCUAAGCCCGUUCCAAAAAUGCAGCGAAUGGCCGACCCACCAGCCAAGUACUCCAAGCCAGCGCCUCCAAAAGAAGAUAUAGAGGAAGAGGAUGAUGACGAAGAGGAUGAGCAUGGGGAUACUUUGUGUGGGGCUUGUGGUGAGAACUAUGCAUCAGAUGAGUUCUGGAUCUGCUGUGACAUCUGUGAGGUAUGGUUCCAUGGGAAAUGUGUGAAGAUAACCCCAGCUAGGGCUGAACAUAUCAAGCAAUACAAAUGUCCAGCUUGCACCAACAAGAGAUCACGCUAGUGAGACGGCGUGAAGGUUCUCUCUAUCUCUCCCUCAAUAUUUUGUAAUUCUCCUUAAGGGUGAAGUCUUGGUAACUGUCUCUUAUAUUGUGCCGUGGUUAGAAGACGUAGCAUGUGUUUGAGUACUUGGCUUUUGGAAUCUGGCAGUGUCAUGAACAAUUCAACUCUAUGCUUAGGUUUUUAUAUUCUCAAAUUAGGAGUAUAAAUAUAUAUUUUCCUCUCUAGGAAAUUGAAGUUUACCUUGUUGCAGUUACCAUGUUGCAGCCACUUAUUGUAGUUUUAUCUUUGGACCGAGUUUCUGUUAAUAUCAAAUUUCAGUCUUAUUGGAGAUAUUUUCAGAGUGAAUCCUGUUUUUUUGUUUAAA